This is a messenger RNA of Cloeon dipterum, 1527 nucleotides long. Its product is annotated as 17-beta-hydroxysteroid dehydrogenase 13-like. The record is from RefSeq and is a predicted model, not a curated record. The coding region runs from base 194 to 1333 and encodes 379 amino acids. Gene Ontology annotation, molecular function: oxidoreductase activity, acting on the CH-OH group of donors, NAD or NADP as acceptor. Gene Ontology annotation, cellular component: lipid droplet. Lineage: Eukaryota; Metazoa; Arthropoda; Insecta; Ephemeroptera; Baetidae. The transcript is spliced from 7 exons.
AGGCAUUCAACACUCGGAUACCCCCUCUCAUUGCUGGCAGCAGCUUCACACUCGCAGCUCACGAUCAGAACAUCAGAAGUCACCACGCCAGUCUUGUUCUGAGAAUGCUGCACACCAGUGCAGGCCGGUCGGUCCGAUCAAUUAGUUCCUUAUCUAUCCAGUUCAUUUGAUUGCCAAGCAACUGCACUCAGCCAUGCUGCUCAUAGCGAUAUACUCGUUGUUCAUCGUGCUGGCGGAUUUGGUGUCCCUGCAGUUUAAGCUGGUCUUUUCCAUCUUCCAAGUAAUACUCAGAAUAGUUUUCCCGCCGAAAGAGAAAUCGCUGAAGAACGAGAAUAUAUUGAUAACUGGAGCGGGUCAUGGCAUUGGUCGUGAACUGGCCCUCCAGCUGGCCGGCUUGUGCAACCAAUUGGCCCUUUGGGACAUCGACAUAGACAAGUGCGAAGAGACAGCCAAGGCGAUCAGGGCCAAGGGAGGAAAGGCUGAGUGCUACAAAUGCGAUAUCUCAGACAGGACUUCCGUGCUGGAAACUGCAUCCAAAGUGCGCCGCGAGGUUGGUUUCAUCGGAAUGAUUAUAAAUAAUGCAGGCGUCGUUCCCAUUCAUCCCGUCCUGGACCACAACCCCCAGGAAAUAAAGAGGGUCUUUGAAAUCAACGUCAUCAGUCACUUUUGGAUGCUGGAAGCGUUUCUGCCUGCCAUGAUCGCGAACAACCACGGCCACAUUUGUGCUAUCGGCUCUAUGACCGCGCUGGUCGGAUCUUCAAAUUUGGUGCCCUACAGCGCCAGUAAAUUCGCAGUCAGAGGGUUGAUGCAGGCCUUGGAGGAAGAGCUGCAGGAGGACGCACGCAAGCCGAAGAUACACCUGACGACGGUGCACCCGUUCAUCGUGAACACAGGCCAGGUGCAGCGGCCACGGUUACGAUUCCCUCGUCUACUGGGCGUGCUCAAGUCAGAGUACGCUGCCAAGGAAAUCAUCAAAGCGAUCCGGCGAAACGAGCACGAGGCCAGCGUGCCUGGCUGGCUGCUGCCGCUGCACAACAUUGUUCGAUCCCUGCCUAUGGAGACAUUUGGUCUGCUGAAGGGCUUCAUGGACUCUGGCGCCGAAGCCCACGAGGGCGCUUGGCACGGCGACGCCCUGCGGCCCAUCAUUCUGCGGCAGCACUCUACGCCAGUGCUGGGUAUCAACCAGAGCCCAGUGCUAAGGCACACGCACCACAAAAAUGGAUUCCACCGACCGCAGAUGCUGCACGUGACGCGCCAACGCCAAAUUUCCAUCUCCGACCUCGGGCUGCACGGACUGUUGAAUGGGAAGGAGCUCACACAGACUGCCAAGUGAUUUUUCCAAAGUGCAAAAGGGAUUGUGUCUACCGUUAAGUUUUCUUAUCUUAAUUCUAAGCAAUAAAGAUGUAAGCUAAGAUUAAUUAUUUUUAAAUAACCUACUCGAGCUUUGCAUUUGAGUCUGGCCAGUGAACUUGUUAAGUUAUAUAUAGGGGUAUCUCAAUGAUAAAUAAUGAAAAAACUGAAAUUCUA